This is a messenger RNA of Epinephelus fuscoguttatus (brown-marbled grouper), 4963 nucleotides long. Its product is annotated as tenascin-like. The record is from RefSeq and is a predicted model, not a curated record. Lineage: Eukaryota; Metazoa; Chordata; Actinopteri; Perciformes; Serranidae. The transcript has 19 exons. Bases 64 to 4734 code for a protein of 1556 amino acids. Gene Ontology annotation, molecular function: protein binding.
AGGGAGCAUUAUGUCGAUCUAGCCAGUAUACGAAAUCAGGCAGAAAAUGACAUCAUUGAAAACAUGUCAGCUGGCAGCUUUUUGUGGAUCGGUCUGCACCGGGAAAAGCUGUGGUCUGACGGGAGCUCCUCUCUGUUUCGACACUGGGCCAACGGACAGCCAGACUUUAGCGCAGGGGAAUGUGUAACUACAGCGUUCAACGACUCAGGGCGGUGGUCAGAUGAUAACUGUUUCCUCAGUUUCCCAUUCAUCUGUUACGAAACAACUCCUCUAAAUGCAGAAAGCUUCAGAUCAACAGGACAAGAUGAGACCAGUAUCACUCUGCAGUGGAAUAAAGUCAACAACAAUGUCAGCUUUAUUCUCCAGUUUAAUGGUACACAGAUAAACAUCCCUGCACCAGAUGGAGAUGGACCAGUAACUCACACAGUCUCAUCUCUCACUGCUGGAACUAAAUACACAUUCACUCUCUUCUCUGUGUUUGACAACGUCAGAAGCAGUGGACUAAACAUUACUGCAGUCACUGCUCCUCCAAAUGCAGAAAGCUUCAGAUCAACAGGACAAGAUGAGACCAGUAUCACUCUGCAGUGGAAUAAAGUCAACAACAAUGUCAGCUUUAUUCUCCAGUUUAAUGGUACACAGAUAAACAUCAGUGCACCAGAUGGAGAUGGACCAGUAACUCACACAGUCUCAUCUCUCACUGCUGGAAUUAAAUACACAUUCACUCUCUUCUCUGUGUUUGAGAACAUCAGAAGCAGUGGACUAAACAUUACUGCAGUCACUGCUCCUCUAAAUGCAGAAAGCUUCAGAUCAACAGGACAAGAUGAGACCAGUAUCACUCUGCAAUGGAAUAAAGUCAACAACAAUGUCAGCUUUAUUCUCCAGUUUAAUGGCACACAGAUAAACAUCCCUGCACCAGAUGGAGAUGGACCAGUAACUCACACAGUCUCAUCUCUCACUGCUGGAACUACAUAUACAUUCACUCUCUUCUCUGUGUUUGAGAACGUCAGAAGCAGUGGACUAAACAUUACUGCAGUCACUGCUCCUCCAAAUGCAGAAAGCUUCAGAUCAACAGGACAAAAUGAGACCAGUAUCACUCUGCAGUGGAAUAAAGUCAACAACAAUGUCAGCUUUAUUCUCCAGUUUAAUGGUACACAGAUAAACAUCCCUGCACCAGAUGGAGAUGGACCAGUAACUCACACAGUCUCAUCUCUCACUGCUGGAACUAAAUACACAUUCACUCUCUUCUCUGUGUUUGAGAACAUCAGAAGCAGUGGACUAAACAUUACUGCAGUCACUGCUCCUGAAAAUCUAGAAAGCUUCAGAUCAACAGGACAAGAUGAGACCAGUAUCACUCUGCAGUGGAAUAAAGUCAACAACAAUGUCAGCUUUAUUCUCCAGUUUAAUGGUACACAGAUAAACAUCCCUGCACCAGAUGGAGAUGGACCAGUAACUCACACAGUCUCAUCUCUCACUGCUGGAACUAAAUACACAUUCACUCUCUUCUCUGUGUUUGACAACGUCAGAAGCAGUGGACUAAAUAUUACUGCAGUCACUGCUCCUCUAAAUGCAGGAAACUUCAGAUCAACAGGACAAGAUGAGACCAGUAUCACUCUGCAAUGGAAUAAAGUCAACAACAAUGUCAGCUUUAUUCUCCAGUUUAAUGGUACACAGAUAAACAUCCCUGCACCAGAUGGAGAUGGACCAGUAACUCACACAGUCUCAUCUCUCACUGCUGGAACUAAAUACACAUUCACUCUCUUCUCUGUGUUUGAGAACAUCAGAAGCAGUGGACUAAACAUCACUGCAGUCACUGCUCCUCUAAAUGCAGAAAGCUUCAGAUCAACAGGACAAGAUGAGACCAGUAUCACUCUGCAGUGGAAUAAAGUCAACAACAAUGUCAGCUUUAUUCUCCAGUUUAAUGGCACACAGAUAAACAUCCCUGCACCAGAUGGAGAUGGACCAGUAACUCACACAGUCUCAUCUCUCACUGCUGGAACUAAAUACACAUUCACUCUCUUCUCUGUGUUUGACAACGUCAGAAGCAGUGGACUAAACAUUACUGCAGUCACUGCUCCUCCAAAUGCAGAAAGCUUCAGAUCAACAGGACAAGAUGAGACCAGUAUCACUCUGCAGUGGAAUAAAGUCAACAACAAUGUCAGCUUUAUUCUCCAGUUUAAUGGUACACAGAUAAACAUCCCUGCACCAGAUGGAGAUGGGCCAGUAACUCACACAGUCUCAUCUCUCACUGCUGGAACUAAAUACACAUUCACUCUCUUCUCUAUGUUUGACAACGUCAGAAGCAGUGGACUGAACAUUACUGCAGUCACUGCUCCUGCAAACCUAGAAAGCUUCAGAUCAACAGGACAAGAUGAGACCAGUAUCACUCUGCAGUGGAAUAAAGUCAACAACAAUGUCAGCUUUAUUCUCCAGUUUAAUGGUACACAGAUAAACAUCCCUGCACCAGAUGGAGAUGGACCAGUAACUCACACAGUCUCAUCUCUCACUGCUGGAACUAAAUACACAUUCACUCUCUUCUCUGUGUUUGACAACGUCAGAAGCAGUGGACUAAAUAUUACUGCAGUCACUGCUCCUCUAAAUGCAGGAAACUUCAGAUCAACAGGACAAGAUGAGACCAGUAUCACUCUGCAGUGGAAUAAAGUCAACAACAAUGUCAGCUUUAUUCUCCAGUUUAAUGGUACACAGAUAAACAUCCCUGCACCAGAUGGAGAUGGACCAGUAACUCACACAGUCUCAUCUCUCACUGCUGGAACUAAAUACACAUUCACUCUCUUCUCUGUGUUUGACAACGUCAGAAGCAGUGGACUAAAUAUUACUGCAGUCACUGCUCCUCUAAAUGCAGGAAACUUCAGAUCAACAGGACAAGAUGAGACCAGUAUCACUCUGCAGUGGAAUAAAGUCAACAACAAUGUCAGCUUUAUUCUCCAGUUUAAUGGCACACAGAUAAACAUCAGUGCACCAGAUGGAGAUGGACCAGUAACUCACACAGUCUCAUCUCUCACUGCUGGAACUAAAUACACAUUCACUCUCUUCUCUAUGUUUGAGAAUGUCAGAAGCAGUGGACUAAACAUCACUGCAGUCACUGCUCCUCUAAAUGCAGAAAGCUUCAGAUCAACAGGACAAGAUGAGACCAGUAUCACUCUGCAGUGGAAUAAAGUCAACAACAAUGUCAGCUUUAUUCUCCAGUUUAAUGGCACACAGAUAAACAUCCCUGCACCAGAUGGAGAUGGACCAGUAACUCACACAGUCUCAUCUCUCACUGCUGGAACUAAAUACACAUUCACUCUCUUCUCUGUGUUUGACAACGUCAGAAGCAGUGGACUAAAUAUUACUGCAGUCACUGCUCCUCCAAAUGCAGAAAGCUUCAGAUUAACAGGACAAGAUGAGACCAGUAUCACUCUGCAGUGGAAUCAAGUCAACAACAAUGUCAGCUUUAUUCUCCAGUUUAAUGGUACACAGAUAAACAUCCCUGCACCAGAUGGAGAUGGACCAGUAACUCACACAGUCUCAUCUCUCACUGCUGGAACUAAAUACACAUUCACUCUCUUCUCUGUGUUUGAGAACAUCAGAAGCAGUGGACUGAACAUCACUGCAGUCACAGCCCCUUCAAAUCCAGAAAGCUUCAGAUCAACAGGACAAGAUGAGACCAGUAUCACUCUGCAGUGGAAUAAAGUCAACAACAAUGUCAGCUUUAUUCUCCAGUUUAAUGGUACACAGAUAAACAUCCCUGCACCAGAUGGAGAUGGACCAGUAACUCACACAGUCUCAUCUCUCACUGCUGGAACUACAUAUACAUUCACUCUCUUCUCUGUGUUUGAGAACGUCAGAAGCAGUGGACUAAACAUCACUGUAGUCACAGCUCCUCUAAAUGCAGAAAGCUUCAGAUCAACAGGACAAGAUGAGACCAGUAUCACUCUGCAGUGGAAUAAAGUCAACAACAAUGUCAGCUUUAUUCUCCAGUUUAAUGGUACACAGAUAAACAUCCCUGCACCAGAUGGAGAUGGACCAGUAACUCACACAGUCUCAUCUCUCACUGCUGGAACUAAAUACACAUUCACUCUCUUCUCUGUGUUUGACAACGUCAGAAGCAGUGGACUAAACAUUACUGCAGUCACUGCUCCUCUAAAUGCAGGAAACUUCAGAUCAACAGGACAAGAUGAGACCAGUAUCACUCUGCAGUGGAAUAAAGUCAACAACAAUGUCAGCUUUAUUCUCCAGUUUAAUGGCACACAGAUAAACAUCAGUGCACCAGAUGGAGAUGGACCAGUAACUCACACAGUCUCAUCUCUCACUGCUGGAACUAAAUACACAUUCACUCUCUUCUCUGUGUUUGAGAACAUCAGAAGCAGUGGACUAAACAUUACUGCAGUCACUGCUCCUCUAAAUGCAGAAAGCUUCAGAUCAACAGGACAAGAUGAGACCAGUAUCACUCUGCAGUGGAAUAAAGUCAACAACAAUGUCAGCUUUAUUCUCCAGUUUAAUGGCACACAGAUAAACAUCAGUGCACCAGAUGGAGAUGGACCAGUAACUCACACAGUCUCAUCUCUCACUGCUGGAACUAAAUACACAUUCACUCUCUUCUCUGUGUUUGAGAACAUCAGAAGCAGUGGACUAAACAUUACUGCAGUCACUGGUAAGAUAUGUCACUACAUCAAUUUGUUUUUAACCCGGCAUAACACUGUUGUCCUCUUUUAUACCUGCCAAUAUACUAUAUGAUGACAAAUACAUUUGAAUUUCUAGUGUAUUGCAGAAGUAGUUUUAUGGCUAACUUUUGGUUAACAUGCUUAAUGUUCAAUGACAUUUGAAAGGACACUGUAAGUAUAAUUUACCUUUCCUUGUCAUUAAUAUGUCUUCUUUUUGUAUGGAGUAAAGAGUGCUGAGUAAGUUUUAAUUACAUUUUAGAGGAAUUUACAUAUCAGAUUUUGAAGUUAUCAACAUUAAUUCA